GUGAAUUUCGAACGAAAAUUGCUCGCUUCCAGAAAAUUCCGCAUUCGGAAGAGCAGAACGGUUUUGCGGAAUAUCGCUGCAACACUUCAAGCAUGGGUCGCGUCAGAAAGUUCCGCGCCGUCGUGGGUAUCGACGAGCUGGCCUGGAAUAGCACUCUCUGGAGGUCCCUGCCUGCGGAAUUCCUGGGCACCGGAUUCCUGGUGCUUGUGGCCUGCGGGUCGUGCACGGGCGGCUGGGACGACGGCUACAGUCCGAGCAUCGUCCAGAUAGGACUGACCUUCGGCCUGAUCGUGGCCACCAUGGUCCAGACCAUCUGUCACGUGAGUGGUGGUCAUAUUAACCCGGCAGUGACCGCGGGAAUGCUGGCAGCUGGCAAGUGUUCCGUGAUUCGGACCGUGCUGUACAUCAUCAUGCAGUGUGCGGGCGGUAUUGCUGGGGCUGCAGUUCUAAAGGCGGUCACCCCCGAAGAACUGAAUUCUACGCUGGGGAACACGGCCCUCCACCCCAAGAUGUCCGCGAUCCAGGGGGUGGGCGUGGAAUUUCUCAUCACGUUCGUCCUGGUGUUCACCGUUUUCGGGGUCUGCGACUCCAACAGACUCGAUGUGAAGGGAUCGGCUCCGCUGGCCAUCGGCUCCAUCACUGCUUGCCACCUGUGGGCUAUAAAAUACACCGGAGCAAGUAUGAACACAGCCAGAUCCUUUGGACCAGCUGUCAUCAUGAACCAGUGGGAGAACCAUUGGGUAUACUGGAUUGGACCUAUCGUUGGCGGCAUUAUUGCCGGACUUGUCUAUGAAUACCUGUUUGCUGCCUCACCCCCAUCAAAGGAAGAUCUGGAACGCGCUAGGGAACAAGCCCUCUCAAACCUGAAUGAGAAGGAUCCCGAUAGGACCACUAACAUCUAAAGGUGACCAGUAUCACUGCAGUCGAGCGCAUGUCAUCAACUACUGUUUGGUUUCAAAAUAUAUGUACUAUUUUCGUUUUAUGUUUUUCCUCUGAAAGGACCACUAAAUUGAACAAAAGAUCCAGUUUCUUUCUGUUGACAUUAUUGUCCUGAAUUUCCUGGAUGAGGAAAAAAAAUGUUUCACAUGCACAUUUCUGUUGUAAUAUUUGAGAUACUUUAACGAAUGUUACAGUCAUCAAAGUAUUGCUCUUCAUUUUAUGCAUAAAAAUUCAUGAAUAAAACUAGUUCUCUUAAA
Uloborus diversus is the source of this 1196-nucleotide messenger RNA. RefSeq names its product aquaporin AQPAe.a-like. Gene Ontology annotation, biological process: transmembrane transport. Lineage: Eukaryota; Metazoa; Arthropoda; Arachnida; Araneae; Uloboridae. Gene Ontology annotation, molecular function: water channel activity. Gene Ontology annotation, cellular component: plasma membrane. The record is from RefSeq and is a predicted model, not a curated record.